Caenorhabditis remanei is the source of this 654-nucleotide messenger RNA. RefSeq lists its product as uncharacterized. The record is from RefSeq and is a predicted model, not a curated record. The transcript has 5 exons. Gene Ontology annotation, biological process: response to odorant; olfactory behavior. Bases 1 to 654 code for a protein of 217 amino acids. Gene Ontology annotation, cellular component: neuronal cell body; axon; extrinsic component of plasma membrane. Lineage: Eukaryota; Metazoa; Nematoda; Chromadorea; Rhabditida; Rhabditidae.
AUGCGUUUACUCCGUGUACUCCGGAUGAUGACGUCAUCACUUCUAUUACUCUUCUAUUUACACCCACCACUUCAUGCCUACAGUACCACUUUCUCUCGACUCGAACCUGUCUCAACACGUCUGAUUCUAGGCUCUUCAUCCUCAUCUGGCUCUUCUUCGUCGUCCUCCUCGACUCAAAGAUGUUACAGUUGUAUGUCGAGAUAUUACGGUGCCACGUGGCAAUUCGCUGGUUAUUCGAGAAUCUAUCAGGAGCCGAGAGCAUUUACGGAUCAUUGCAGAGAUCCCCAAGCUCGCGGAGCAGACGUUCCAUCCACUUAUUGUGAAGAAAAAGCGAACUGUGUUACAUUGAUUGAAGAAUUAAAAAUUGGAACCGGUGCAAGGGGAUAUAUACGAGGGUGUUGGGGAUCUGUACUUCUUUUUGGAUUCAAUCGAACUGGUACAGUCGGCGCACUGGCUGAACACUCCUUCUGUCAUACAUUCAAUCUAACCCAGCUUGUUAGCGGUGGUCGCCCGGAAGAGUCGUCUAUCAAUGUCUGCUCGUGCCGUGGAUCCCUUUGCAAUGGUUCAACAAUCAACCCAUCAUCUUCCAAAUUCACAAUUUCUCAUAUUUUACUUGCCAUUCUCAAUGUGAUAUUUAUGUCACUCAUUUUCUGA